AUGGAACAGUUAAAUCUUUCCAGUUGGCUAAAUGAACUUCAGUGUUCAGCAUAUUUAGACAGGUUUGAGGAAAAUGGUAUAACUACAGAUCUACUGUGUGAUCUAGAUAAGGGGGCUUUGAUUGAUCUUGGGAUCGAUAAAGUUGGUCCAAGAAUAAGAUUAGAGAAUGAAAUUCAGAGACUAAGGCUCAAGAGGCUCAGAACCAUACUGCCUCUCGAAAGAUUGAGUGAGAUCAUUCUACCCGACUACGCUAGUGAGACAUCGUUGUCGGAGAAGGAUGCACUUGGCAACCAGGUUUCUCCCUUGUCCCCAACAAAACAGUUGGUUCAGAAAUCACCUAGAAAUCAGCUAAGACGAAGCCAUUCUAGUUUGAAAUCUACUACUGAUGAAAAGUCGUCCAAAUCUUUGGCGACAUUCAUCAAUCUCGACGGUUCCAAGAAACAAAUUGACAUACGAGGAUGCUUCAAUGCCAUGUCCAUCAAGCGAAAAGCUCUAAAAGGUUUGGAUUUGAAAAUGGACCCUGAUUUGUGUGCUGCAUACUUUGUCAAUGAUGACGAAGAACUUCAUUUGAUGUACGACAUUGAAUUAGUCACAGUGUGCCAUUCUGCAGAUAGAGUUGAAAGGAACAGAAUCAUUUUGUGUAAAAAGACUGAGUCUCCUACAUUAGCAGCAAUCGAAACCUCUACAGCGGCUAUGAAAUUGGCAAGGAAUUCAGAUAAAGGUUUAGCUCAAGAAAAUGACAAUAGCGUAAUCAAGGAGUCUACUGAAGGAAAACCGUCCUUGAAUAACUUCUUUGGACAAAGACCUCCGAGUGAAUUGAUUUCAACAAACCUGGCAGAGUAUUUCCCAGAUACAAAGGUUAACAAACUACAGGAAACUGUGAGGAAUUCAGUAAGGAACUCAAUGAGAAUUUCAAGGUUAAUGUCUUCUCAGUUCUCCAAUGCCUCUAUUUUCAGUGAUCACAGCGGUAAUCAUUCAAGGUUAAGCUCGUCACUUUCCCGGUAUGCUAUGAGUAACAUUGCAGGUGAUAGGGCUAGUAUCAUCAGUUCAAGCACGAGGAAAACAAUUGGCAAGGUUCUUGCUGAUAGAAUCACGAAGGAGGACGGAGAUACCGUGGAGCCAGAAUACAACGAGCACACAGUUCGUUCAAAUCAUGAGGCAAAUUCUAGUAAUGAACUUUCUGAUUCAGUUCAUGAAAGACACAAUGAGUUUAAUGAAGGAGACUCUUCGAUUAUUGAAUUAUUUGAGGAAUGUGAUGAUGAUGAUACUGGUGACGACGAGUAUAUGCUAAAGCAGCUCUCCAUAGAGGAAGAAAGAGGGCCCCAAUCUUGGUUGAAGGGUGCUCGUAUUGGUGCUGGUAGUUUUGGAACCGUAUUCUUAGGGAUUAAUAGCUUCACAGGAGAGCUGAUGGCAGUUAAGCAGGUGGAACUACCGACUGCUAGAUCAGUCAAUGAUGCUCAUGGACAAAAUAUGCUAGAAUCCUUGAAACAAGAAAUUUCCUUAUUAAGAGAACUUGAUCAUGAAAACGUUGUCCGAUGUAUUGGAUCUAGCAUCGAUGACGAAUUCCUCAAUGUGUUCUUGGAGUAUAUUCCAGGAGGAUCUGUGUCUUCAAUGCUGAACAACUAUGGUCCUUUUGAAGAACCACUAAUAAGAAAUUUUGUAAAACAAGUUUUGUCAGGUUUAGCCUAUCUACAUGAAAAACAAAUCAUUCACAGAGAUAUCAAAGGUGCCAAUGUACUGAUUGACACCAAAGGAACAGUAAAGAUUUCAGAUUUUGGUAUAUCCAAACGAAUGAGUGACCUGAAACCGUCUUCAAAAAGAGCGUCACUACAAGGAUCCGUCUAUUGGAUGGCACCGGAGGUCGUCAAGCAGACAGUUUAUACCAAUAAAGCUGAUAUCUGGUCUGUGGGGUGCUUAAUCAUCGAAAUGUUUACGGGGAAACAUCCUUUCCCUGAUUUUAGUCAAAUGCAAGCGAUUUUCAAAAUCGGAAUGCAAACUCGUCCUGAAAUCCCGCCCACAGCUUCAGACUUGGCCAGAUCAUUCUUGGAAUCAUGUUUGGAGAGUGAUUACACCAAAAGAAGUAGUGCCACUGACCUAUCACAUCAUGAAUUUGUGAAGACUGCUCUUUUGGACAGACAUAACUAA
This is a messenger RNA of Komagataella phaffii GS115, 2145 nucleotides long. Its product is annotated as Signal transducing MEK kinase. The transcript has 2 exons. The record is from RefSeq and is a predicted model, not a curated record. Gene Ontology annotation, biological process: protein phosphorylation. Lineage: Eukaryota; Fungi; Ascomycota; Pichiomycetes; Pichiales; Pichiaceae. Bases 1 to 2145 code for a protein of 714 amino acids. Gene Ontology annotation, molecular function: protein binding; ATP binding; protein kinase activity.